AUGGAGGCCGAUCCUAAGGUGGUUUUGGAGUGGUUGGGCGCAAAGAAUGGCGAGCUUCGAGCACUGCAGUUAACAGCCCUUGAGCAAUUGUGUAACGAAGUGCUCUUUUCGGAUAAUAUUGACGUCUUCUGCGAGCGCUACNAGCGCUACCCUCCAAGAUGUUUUCUUCCGGCAUUGUGUAGAAUUUUUCUUGAUAAUCAGGCUCCACCAGACGUCUUGGAGGCUAAUGCCAGAGCUGUUUCGUAUUACAUUGACAUGCAUCUCGAAUGGUGUAAGUAUAUAACCCAAUCCGGUGAAGUACUUCGUGCCUUGGGCACUCACUUAGAGUGCGUGAAUAUGACUUCAGCGAAAAGCAAUGAAUUCGGUCAACAGUUGAUUAAAUUAAUGAAGAUAAUUUGCAACUACGAUCCUGCUGCCCUGUAUACAAAUGGUGGAUUGACCGCCGUCCUCCAAUUCGUCCGUGCGAAUCUGCCACUUCUCCAUACCGACGUCCUUCAAGCUGGAAUGGAACUCAUCCGCAAACUGUUCAGCAAGGCUGAUCCGUCGGACAGUAAUUUGAAGACCUGGAUAGAAGCUCUCAGUGCUUUGUUGGACUAUCGCGAGACUGGGGUAGCGGAUCAAACUUUGAGGGCAUUCGCUAAUCUGGUCGCACGUUUUGCGCAUUCGGGAACUGACCCUAGUCCGUUGGCGCAUCCGCACAUUAUUGCUUGUCUGCUCCACCGUCUGCGUGUGGCUGGAGGCGUUGAACAAACGGCCCAGAUAUCCGAACUAAGCACGUUCGGCACAACUGAAGCAGGAACUUCUUUGGAUGUUGGCGAAACACAGGCCGUGCGUGAGAAUGUCACAACAAGCGCCGAAAGUAAUCCGGCGGUUGUUCAAGCGGUGACUAACAUCCUGAUCACACUUUGUUGCAGUUCCAGCACCCUGACCCAAUCACUUCUCACUAGUGACGGUCAGUUUGCAACUACUUUGGCUAUGGUGCUUCAGCGCAGCGAGGACGAGACGGUAGUUUUGAGUGUUUUGCGUUUGGUGAACAUUUUGCUCGUGUUACUUUAUCAAAAUUCCGAUAAGCGUUCCUUCGGAGACAGUCAAUCCCUGCUGGAAUCAGAAACUAAACCUUGUUCGCCACAGACUCCUUCAUCGGCAACCUUACAAUCAGAUUCAUGUACUACAGUUUGCGAGGGUUCAUCCUCUACUUCACUUUCACCUGCGGCGGCUAUUGUCGCGACAGAAGCUGAUUCGUCCAUGCAGUCCACUGAAAGAAAUCAAAAAGCACAAGAGUCCACCUCACCAGUAUCUCGCAGUGAACCGUUACCUGUGAAUGCACCGUCGACUCCGACCACACAGAACCCCAGUGAUCGAGAUUUGUUGCACCGUUCUGUGAUUGAGGCGAUAAAAAAUCAAGACUUUGACUUCCUGAAAGCCCAAGUAGAUUCGGGUAAAAUUGAUGUGAAUUACACUGAUCAUUUGGGUCAAACGUUGCUAAAUUGGGCCGCCUCCUUCGGCACACCGGCCAUGGUCGAUUUCCUUUGCAGCCGUGGAUCGAAUGUCAACCAGGGUGUUCGAAGUCCGUUGGACUACGCGGCCACUUUUGGUCGCGUUGAGGUAUGUCGGACGCUGUUGGCUCGAGGUGCCGAUCCCAAUCAACGGGACGAUCAAGGUAGACGGCCAAUAGAUCGAGCACGGGAGCAAGUAUUGUAUCCAGGCUGUCAGCAAGUGGUUGAUCUGUUGGAAAUGGAGACCAGGCGUUCAAGCAGUCGUGUUACUUCAAAGAUCUCCCAAAUGCGAGUCAGUGACACAUCAGACCAAGAUGCCCAGCCAGUCUCGAAGAAAUCCCAUACGGAAGCUCAGCGCAUUUUCGUUCAUCAGCUUUUUCCUAUGCUUGUUGGUCUUUUCAGGGACAGCGUUUCACCAAGUGUAAAUUCAGCCCGACUUUCUUAA
Echinostoma caproni is the source of this 1941-nucleotide messenger RNA. Lineage: Eukaryota; Metazoa; Platyhelminthes; Trematoda; Plagiorchiida; Echinostomatidae. The record is from the annotation of a GenBank genome assembly.